Messenger RNA from Ostrinia nubilalis (European corn borer), 4787 nucleotides. Its product is annotated as sodium/hydrogen exchanger 9B2-like. The transcript is spliced from 13 exons. Gene Ontology annotation, molecular function: antiporter activity. Gene Ontology annotation, biological process: proton transmembrane transport. The coding region runs from base 245 to 2554 and encodes 769 amino acids. The record is from RefSeq and is a predicted model, not a curated record. NCBI's taxonomy places the organism in Eukaryota, Metazoa, Arthropoda, Insecta, Lepidoptera, Crambidae. Gene Ontology annotation, cellular component: membrane.
GCAACCAGCGGCAGCCCUCGCGACUCCGGUUCAAGGCCCCUACGUGAUCACGAGGUGCUAACAUAAAGAACCUCCACCGUCACGUACCCCGGCUACCUGAAUUAGUUAUUUUUUAUCGCUACUCUUUCACCUUCGAUGUAAAUAUCUUAUCGAACUGUCAAUAGGCUGUGGAUUUCCUAUCUGGUAAAAUAUCGAAAUAUUUGAGCGGAGUUGUAUUUAAGAUGAAUAUCAUCGCGUAGCGAAGAUGAAAUCGCGCGAUCGACACACAAAACAAGAGGCGCGGAGGGGAAAAAAGGAGAAGAAAUCGCCUAAGCAAGAAGCUCGGGGUCAGAGAAGUUCGGGGAAGUCGGGGAGAGCCAGCCCACCGAGCUCGGCGGCCGUCAGGGACCGCGUCAAGCGCUCGGGCUUCGAGGCCGUGAAGCUGCACAUUGAGAGCUCUGGCCACAACGGCAGGACUUCACGAUCAGCUACUGCGGUCCGCAAAACAAGCGUCCGAAUGACUGCGAUAAAGGAAUACCCCUUCGACCUGAGUGAUCUCCAGAAUCAGACGAAAGAAGAGGAGAAGCGGAAGAGUUCCACUCUUGCGCCGGCAUUGCCCGAACCUCCGCAGUACACCUCGAUUCGCUCGCCCACGCCGGACGGCAAACGAAAAGUCUCCAUCAUGGCCGAUGAAUCUAGCAAGGACCGGGAAAACCUGCCUUCUGAAAGCAGGAAUGGACGCGUAUCAGCACAAGCGGAGGGACCCUCGCGUCGCAAAAGCAACCUCCAUAAUGCCAUGGCAGCAGAAAUGGACACCUCAUGGGACCGACCGGCACACAUCGAGGGCAGGUAUAAGAAAUACUCAACGACUUCUUCUAUAUACUCCAAGAAGGCACUGUCACAGCAGAGCGAACACGUGGAAAGAUCGUGGUGGUACGCUUGUUGUGCAAAGUGUCAUCAAGAAGACUCCGGGAUUCCCUCGUGGGAGCCUCGCAACUGGCAAAGAAUAUGCCCCUAUCCUCUAUGUCCUUCUUACAGACAAUUUGCACAGACACUCUCUGUGUUCAUCAUAGGAAUACUGGUAUGGUUAAUAGUAUGGAUCGUGAUGGGAGAUACAGUCGCGCCCGGCGGCCAGUUGUUCACACUAGCGGUGCUGACCAUCGCGGCGCACUUCGGCGGCUGGCUCAUGCUGAAGGUCACGACGCUCCCGGCUCUAAUAGGGAUGUUAAUAGUCGGCAUAAUACUGAAGAACGUAGGGUUUGUCAACUUUGACAAAGAUUAUAUGAAAGUCUGUUCUAUUAUCAGGAAAAUUGCUUUAACUAUAAUUUUAACUCGAGCGGGCCUGGAUUUGGACCCGCAUGCGAUGAAGAAAUUCUUCUUAACUGUAAUCAAGCUAGCGUUGGUGCCGUGGACCUUUGAAUUCGUACUGUCUGCGGUCUUGUCUCACUACAUCUUUAGCUUACCCUGGGAUUGGUCUUUCCUCUUGGGUGCCAUUGUUGCGGCGGUGUCGCCCGCGGUGAUUGUGCCGUGCCUAUUCCGGCUGCGAGGCAAGGGAUACGGGGUCUCCAAGGGCAUCCCGACGCUCGUGCUGGCCGUGUCAGGCAUCGACGAUGCCGCCAGUGUGGCCAUCUUUGGCAUCGUCUCUUCACUUAUGUUCUCAACCUCCUCGCUUACUAUGAAUAUCAUUCAAGGUCCUCUUAGUAUUAUCGUUGGUAUAGUGGUCGGUGUAAUCUGCGGAUAUCUACUGAAAUUCGUUCCGGAGAGGAAUGACGCGUUCCUGGUGCCUCUUCGAGUAUUGUUGCUCCUUGCUGGAGGCCUCUUCUUUGUGCUCGGCUCGGAGGAAAUCGGCUGGGGUGGCGCUGGGCCACUGGCCAUCAUCGCUUUUGCGUUCGUGGCGUGCAAGAACUGGGCGGACCUGGGCUGGGAGCUGGAAGACAACCCAGUCGCGACAGCCUUUGAGAUCUUCUGGAUGUUCUUCGAGCCCAUGCUGUUCUCAAUCACCGGCGCUCAAGUCGUUAUUUCAGAGCUGCCGAUGGAUCUGGUGCUGUAUGGCAGCGGUAUCCUAGUGGCGUGCAUGGUGCUACGAGCGAUCGUGACCAGCGUGAGCGCGGUGCGCAGCAACCUUAACACGAAGGAGAAGAUCUUCGUCGGACUGUCUUGGAUGGCCAAAGCCACUGUACAGGCUGCCCUAGGCCCAGUAGCCAUCGACGAAGUCGGCAAGAUGGUCGGAGUCGACGAGGACAAGCUUGUGGAAUUACGAGGGUAUGCGGAGAUCGUGUCCACCUUGUGUAUCCUGUCGAUCGUGAUCACGGCGCCUAUAGGAGCCAUUGUGAUCACGCUCACAGGCCCCCGCCUGCUGUCCAAGACCACCAAACCACCAGUACUUGAAGGUUGGCGCAGAUCUCACCGGCCAUCCAUCCGAGACAUCUCCAUCAUCGACGAGGAGGACACCGGGGAGCGAGACGCGGAGGCCAGCGAGCCCGCCACCCCAGUUGCCCCGGGCUCCCCUGCUCCCACGCCCGCGGCCUUCAGCACCCCAACGCCCAUCACAGUGCAGCCCAACCGCCUCACAUGAUCCCACGCGCACAUCACAUCCCCACCCCAAAAAGGACGGACAGUUUACUCGACUCUGUAACAGUCUAGGGCCUUUUUUCAGUGGCAACGUUUCGUGGCCUUGCCAGACUGUUUUAGGUGUUACCCGAUAUGUGUGCCAAUAUUCGUAAACAUGGCUCUACAUUGAAGUAUCCAUCGCUCGUUUUCAUGUCAGAUUUUCAGUGAUUAAAAAGAUGGAUCAAAACGUUUCGUGAUAUGUAGGCCCUCUGAUUCUGACAUACUAAUUGACUAUUCGUACUGGAUGUAAAUAUGUGUAUCAAACCGUCUGAAACAUUAAAUCUAUUCUUAAAAGUAGCAUAAAUUCAGUUAGUCACAAUGUUUUUCGGGGUGAUGCUGUGUGGUGUGCGUUAUUAAAAUCGAUGAGACGCACCGAGGCUGUCUUUUCUAUUUGGGAUACGUUAACAUUCCCAAUUGUUUAGUUUAUAAAAUGUAAAUUAGUUAUAUAAGUGUCGAAGAAACGCCAACUGAAAUCGAAAGCCUAAGUAACUUUAAUGUAGAUGGAGGCCCAAAGCCUGAAUCAUGCUCGAUCAUUCCGAAUGUGUCCAGUGUUAUUCAUUUUUAUCGAAAUUCGCGAAGAAAUAUUUAUGUUUUAAUUUACUUACUUGUAUGUAAAUUUUACAUUGUUAUUAUUAAGAAGUAACAAUAUAGGUAAUACAAUUUUAAGAAUGUAAUUAAAGAGAAAGUACUUAACAAGUAAUAUUGUUACUUUCAGUUAUAAGAGACAUGCUAGUGAUCAUAUAUUUUAAUUAUUAAUUUUGUAUAAAAAUAUGCAUCAUGCUAUAAGUCUAUAAAUGUACUGUCUAAAUGUAAUUAAUUCACUUUCAAAAUGUUAAACACGCACCGUUACAGUCCAACACGUAUAAACCACUUGCGUUGUGUCGACAUAUACCUUAUUUUUCAUUAAAAAUAAUUAUUGUACAGUAUAAUUAAUAGUUACAGAAAGAUAUUAAAACGUAUAUAUUGCUUUAUAGAAGAAGUCACAAAUAUAUCAUAUUUAUUAACCUCCCAGAGCUACAAUCGUGUAAUGUCAAAUACGUUUAAUUACAGAGUGUUCUUCGUCCAAAGUACAUUUUGGCAAUGUGUUUAUAUUAAACGACUGGUACCUACCGUCCGUAAUUUGUAGGUACUUUGUACCCAAUGUAUAGGAUAUUUUUAUGCAUUUAGAAUUCGUGAUCACUCCAUGGGAAUUGGUAAUGAAUGAAGAAGCACUACAUUCAUAUCUGUAGGUAUUUAAAAUUAAUUGUAUUUACUCUUAUAGCAGUGAAAAAGUUGAUAACUAGCAAGUAAAGGUACGAUUUCGUACCCCGCCGCAAACCGCUGCUGUAGACUGCACGUAGCGCUACGUUCUUUUAUGGUAGGUACCACUAUUUGUUUGAAUGUACAGUAUUUCGUAAGAGCUGCGUAUACUCUGCAGUUGCGAUUUAUUGCGUGGUUCGAAAUAAAACCUUAAAUAACACGUAGGAUUAUUGUUGUACGGAUGUGAUAUAACAGUAUACUUAAUCGAUGCCUUAGAGGAAACCUCGCUAUUAGUUCUUAUACAAUUAAUUAGAUAUUGUUACCAAUACGGAGGCAUAUAAGGCACAAGUAUUACUUACGAUAUUAGUUUUAAUUGUUUAAUAUACAAUCUAAUUGUAAACAAAUCAGUAUUGUCACUAUUUAUAAAAAUAAUUAAUUUAUCGAAUCAAAAUAAAUUAAUGUUUGGUACAAAAAGUUGCUAGAAUAAGUGUUCAUCGCCCUUAGGUAACGAUCAUUCUAAGUAUUUAAAUGUAUAGAUUAGUACUAAUUUAAUCAUUCGCCAUACUUUCGUCAUAUUCAUUACUUAAUUAAGAUCGUAAUUGAGGAUUUGCGUAAACUGGAAUAAAUUAAUAGUGACAUAAUUACCUACUAAGCAAACUGUAUUUGCCUUCAAAAGUACCUAUUUUAAUUUAUGUAAGUACUUUAUUAUGUUAUUACAAGUAGACCUACACAUUUUAAUGACAAUUAAUCGUCUUAUUUUUAACGUAAUUUGUAUAGUACUAAUAGGGUAAUUUUAUUGGUUGCUGUAGAAAUGCAACUGGAUACUAUUUAACAUUCCUGCAAGCAGGGACCAUUCACGUUUGCCCACUAUUUGUACUUCAAUCAUUAUAAAAGUGAAGUAUAUAAACAUCAACAUAAAAUGUAUGAAAAAAGCAAUAAACUACUGCAAGAAAUAUCAA